CCAAUGAAUGAUAAGACUACACAUAAACAUACAAAUAAAGAUACAUAACCAAAAAAUUUUUUAGAUUGUAUCAUCGUAAUAUUCAUAUACAUGAUUUAAAGAAGGACUUAUAAAAUAUUACUAUAGUAGCAGAGUAAACAUUAUCAACCUUUCUUAAGGAACGGUAAACGUCAUAUUUAAUGUAUCAGCAUAUAAAAGAGAGGCAAUAAAGGAUUAAGUUAUUGUUUCACACGUGUUUAAUUAACAAGUAAUAAAAAUGCCGUUUAUGAUUGGUAGAGCACCUAUACGAAGAACAUUAAACUAUUUAAAUUCUGGCAAAUUAAUUUUAAAAGAUGAAAUACAAAUAUUUUCUGUUAAUUAUAAUACACACGGAGAACAUCAUGAUGGCGCUAGACGGUUUGUAUUUUGGCAUUUAUCACAACUCCAAUAUAAAAAUCCAAAUGUGCAAAUUAUCACUUUUAGAAAUAUGACACCGACACCUUUUAUAAAAUGUUAUUAUGAGAAUGGAAACACUAUGUUAAUCGAUAUAGAUGGCAAAUCUAAGGAAGAUAUAUUACAUCAUCUUCAAAAUGUAAUUUGUAAAUCACUGAAAGUUCAGGAGGAAGAAAGUACAUUGAAAAAGAAGAUAGAUAAUUCUGCUAAUUUUGGCGUUGGCUGUCCUAGAAGCUGUAUAUGUGUAAUACCUGGUCAAAUACCAUGUCCUGCUAUAGUACCUCUGCCAUAUCACAUGCGUGGAAAAUAUAUAAGAAAGCAAAAUACAGGGGAAAUAUAAUUUUGCUUUAAUGAGUGCAUUAUGGUUAAAACAAAACUUACUAUAGCAAAAAAAACAUUUAGUAUCAUGUUUAUUUAAUUUUGGUAAUUAAUAGCUUUUUGUUUCUAGUUACUUAAUAUUAAAUAAAAAAUGAUCAUGUUUUGCAUUACAAUAAAAUAUGUAUUUAAAGUAUA
Molecule: messenger RNA, 945 nt
Organism: Bombus impatiens (common eastern bumble bee)
Lineage: Eukaryota; Metazoa; Arthropoda; Insecta; Hymenoptera; Apidae
Gene: mRpS25
Product: probable 28S ribosomal protein S25, mitochondrial
Exons: 4
Coding region: 257-772 (171 amino acids)
Cellular component (GO): mitochondrion
Molecular function (GO): structural constituent of ribosome
Source: RefSeq, a predicted model, not a curated record